UUCAUCUUUAUGCAUUCUACUGUCUCAGGAUCCUUAAGUUUUCCACACUUAUGGGAAACAGAAUUUGGUUUUGAAUAUUCAAAGCAGGUGGUUCUUUCAAAAUGUGUUAGAUUCAAGACAUUAUAUUCUUCCUUAUAAUCAUAUAAGUCCCUAUGUAAAUUCUAGAAAUUGAAGAACCGCUCUUAAGAUAUACUAUAGGCAAUAUAUUAGCCAAAUUGAGGAAGAAGUUUAUGGUGAAAAUGAUCAUAUCAGUGAAGAAGUAGGACUGAUGAAAAGACUCAAGGAAGCAUUUUAUCCGAAAUCCGACACUCCUUGUCUAGGAAAAUUUGCUUGCGAGGAGAAAAUCAACUGAGACAGAAGGGCUAAAUCAGAUUGCGAAUCACAAAUAUUAAAAUAAACGGACAAUGAGUAAUCUGCUGGGCAAGGAGAAGGCUCCCAUCCGGAAUAAGAAGAGAUCAAAACGGAAGAAGAGGAAAAUGAUGUUCCAAAGAGACCUUCUUCGGAAAAAGAAGAGACUAUGUAAUAAAUACAAGGGACUCAAUAGGAAGAUGAAGCAUCGACUCUCCGUUUCAAGGAACUUUGACCCACACAGCCUUGUGAGGACAGCUGAAUUUCGAGAGGAAGAGACUAAGAGCGACAAAGGCUAUGAAGGAGUCAAUCAGCGGAUUCACAAGCAUUUAAGAAGAUCUUCUAAAAAUGAAGUUCUCAAGCAACCUCUUUUUAACAAUCUUAUGUUUAAAAGGGUCGAGGGAAACACUCUUGAGCAUAAAGCUAAUCUCAAAAGGCUUAAUGUCAAGGGAUCCUUGAGAAGAAGAGCUAGGAGACCUCAUACAAGCAUGGAUAAUAAUGAUAAGACUCCCAAAAUUAUGAUUUUUCCACAAUGAAGCAAAGAUGACCUAAGAAGAAGCUUCAGCAAGCCAUUUGAGGAGCUUCGAGUGAGUUCGAUCAAAAGAAUCAGUCCUUUUGGAGCAAUCGAGCUAACCAACAGCCUGCAGCAGAACGAAUCUCGAACAUUCUUGAAGAGAAAUAUUCCUGAUGGGCCAAAAGAAUUCAAAAUCCGCCCAAAAAAGAAUUCUUUAAAAGGCUCGAUUUCUAGAGUUUCUGAGAGAAAAGAUGACUCUUCAAUGCAAGAGAUGCUAAACACCCAAGGGAAAGAUCUUGGGGAUGCUGCCAGUGAAGCCAGAACUGAACCAAAGAAACCUUCUAGUGUUCAGGACAAACUGGCUAAACUCUCUAUUAUCGAUCAUUUUAAAGAUCUUUCAAUAAAAGAAAAGAUUCGAAAGAGGAAAGAGAGAAGACUUAAAAAUCAAAAAUCAUCUAGUUCGAUAAUAAUGCUAAAAUAAGAAGACCCAUAAUGCUGCAUUGCAGACAGACAUUCCUCAAGACCAAGUUCCUGAUAAAAUAGAGGAACCCAAACAUCAAGAAUUUAUUAAGGAGGAAGGUUCUGAGAAAAUCUUAAAACCUACACUUCACAAGGGGUCUUCAGUGCAGGUCCAUCAGCCAAAGCUAUCAACACUAAAAUUAGCCGGUUAUAAGUCAUUCGUACCAAAGCUAAAUCUUGAUAAUAUCCGUAAACCAUUCAGCUACUUAGCUACCGGGAUCGAGCAAGAAUGAAUUCUUGGAGAAUCAUUAUCAAAUUACUCCCUCUCUUCGGUAAGAAUGGCUAAUAUGUGGAGACCAGUGAACGUAUUCGAGGAACAUAUGCAAAACUGCCUCCGAAAUGCAAACAAUCUUGUCCUCCUUGAAGACGGUUCCAACUUCGACAGAGAUUUUGACCAAGCUCUUGAUUGCUUAUUUGAACCUCAAAGUGUAAUCAUCGAGGAUAAAAUCUUCCAGAGGGACAAAUAGAGAUCAGCCAGAAAAUGCUAUUUUCGAUCAGAAAUGGAAAAAACUCAAUAAACGAAAAUAAGCUAAUAACUUUCUCUGGCAACAACAUAAUGUUCCAAGACGAUUUCGAGAAGCCAAUCGAGUUCCUAUCAACCUCUUACUACCAGAGGAAGAACAACAUUCGUGAAAGUUUCGGGUCAAGAAAAAGUAAUCCAAUAAGAAAAUUUACUCAUUCAAAAGAGUAUCGUAAGAGUAAGACUCAUCUCAAACCCAUCCAAAAGGUGUCUACCAUCUUUAUCAAUGGGCAAGAAUAUUCUAUCCCCGAGUUGACAAUUAACAAGUUCCAAAGACGAGGGGGCUAUAAUGACUCGAACUGGGCUAAAUCUCGAAGGGCUGAGUACUGCAAGUCUAACUCUAAUCGUCAAACCAAAAGAUUCCAAAGAAUGAAGUCUUUUUCAGAUAAAGCAAAGAAAAUGACUAAUAAUAUAAAUUUAAGCGUGAAUGCAGGAUCAAAGUUCAUUGAAAAAUAAAUUCACACAGAAACCGACUCUAGCAAAGUAUGACUUAAAGCAAACAACUCAGGUUCUCAACAAGAUCAUGCAGUUGCAAGCAAUCAAGGAAGAGGAUAAACGAAUCACAGAAGAAAGCAAGUCAAAUUCUGCAUCAAACUCCUUCGUGAGCACAUAUAACGGAGAAGGAGAGGAAGAAGAAGAUGAGGUUGGUGAACUAGAUGGCUCCCAUAAGUUCGUAAAGAGACCUAUCCGGACUAGACAAAGCAUGAAUACACCUAUAGCCAUUGAAUCUUCUAUAGGAGGUAAAAGAGCCCAGAUUAGACGAACAGUGACCAAUAUCGGCCCUGAGAUAAAUGACCUAGAGGAAAAGGAGUACUCUGAUGAUAUACAGGAGACUAAAUAAUAGCUUUUCACAUUUUGAUUUCAGUUAUUUCAAGCAAAAUCUGCCUUCAGUGGUACUUUCAGAGAGAGAUUUUAAAACCAAAGAAAGUAACAUGGAGUCUUCUUUGCAAAGCCUAAAUCAUGGUCUUAAGAAGAUGGUGACGAGUAAUUUACACAAGAACUAUGAAGAUACUAAAAAUAAGCACAUUGAGGAGUCUCUGGUACAAUUGCAGGAAUCAGAAGAUGCGCCAAAAGACUUUGAGAGGUGCCUAAUAUUUUGCAACCUAGACAAUCGCCAUGUAAAAGGACUUAACUUCGACGAAGAGGUUGAGGAGAGUAAAGAUUUUUACAGAAGCCAGAUUCAGUAUAAAGAUGUCAAAAGUCUGAUCAUGAGUAUGAGCAGCAAGAGCUAUUCUAACCGAAUCAGCAGUCUUGUAAGGCUGAAUACUGCUGAUAAUACUCUGAUCAAAGAGCUUAACACCGGAUAUGCUAGGAAAAGAAUGGACAUUAUUUUUGAUCAAUACUCCUCAAAGAGCUUUGUGAGGAGAUCAAAUAAGACUAUCAUUGAAAAAGCAAAGUCAACUGGUCUUUGCAUUCCUACUGGAGGACAUAAGUUAGAGGUCUAUCUGGAAGGAAUAAUAUCAGGGAUCGAUAAAAUCCUUUAUGAACGCAUGUUACCAAUAGGUUCAUUCCAUUCUCACAUUGCCAGAUUUAAAAGACAAAAACAUAAGAAGAUGAAAAUGGGUUUUAUGAUAAAUUUCAUCAGGGAAAAUCAUGGGGACACAAUAUUACAUGAGUACAAAAGAGAAAAGAACAUAGUGUUUUCCAAUUCGGUUGAUAAAGAAAUCAUGAAGAUUAUUUUUCCCGCUGAUUCAGACUUAGUCUCCCCUAGAGCAUAUCCAAAGACUGAAUAUCAGUCCUUGGUUAUCAAGAAGUUAGAGCAGCUAUCAACAUAUUUCGUAAACGACAGGCAAGUAAUGGCUCGAAGGGAAACGAACAAGAAUCAAAGGAAAGUACCAUACAAAAAUAGUAUGAUCUCACUUAAAAACACGAAAUUCGAAAAACAGCUCAGCAAGAAUUACCAACACUCUGCUUCAAUUGUCGUUUCCGAUGAUGUAAAUGUCAUUUGACAUGCGACUGAUAGAAUCAGCCUUCAUAGUAAACCUCAAAGAAAACCAAGCAGGCUUCCAAUUUCAUUCUCAAAGAAUUCCAAGAGUAAAGGAGAAUCACAGAACCAGCUGAGUAGCUCGAAACUGUCUCCAGUAGAUCAGGAAGUUAACAGAGGGAUGGCCAAACUCUAGAGAGAAUCAUGAGUGAGGAUAGUGAGGUUGAGUCAGGAGAUUUUGACCCUAAUUUCCUGCUUUCCACUGUAUUCGGAUAUCAAGAGGUUAUUAUCAAAUCACCAGAAGGACUCUUUACAAUAUUCGAACCGAAGAAAAGAAAGUUACAGCUGUUUAAGGAACCUGAAUUAGCUCAGAAUUUACUAAACGGUUACGUGAGUGAAUCAAGUUUCUCUCAAUUUGAAGAAUCCAGUGAGGAAGAAGUGAAUAUGUCUGUCGAAGACCAACCUGGCAUUGACUAUGGAAUAACUCCAAGAAAAGUAAUAAGACAUAAGACCAAUACUCCUCAGAUAAAUGCAAGUCCUCGGGUUAAUAAAAUUUUAAAGCGGGACCAAACUGGAAAUAUGGAUUGGAUCCCUAACCCAAAGGAGCAGGUUCAAAAGGAACAUAAAUCUAGUAAAAACAAGAUCACUUUUGAAGAUGUGAAAGAACAAGAGGAGUGAAACAAAGAUAUAGGCGGAUAUAUGAGUCCUUACAGCCCAGAGUUUUCCCCUACUGGGUCGCCAAUAAGCCAUAACAAUCAUAAAUCAAUUAAACUGACUAAGCUAAGAUGGGCUAAUAGGAACAAGUACUCUACAGAGAGUGAGAACGUCGAUACUUUUCUAGACGAUGGCAUGGAGACUAGCUCCGAAGAUAAGCAGUCAGGAGCCUCGCUUCAAAAGAAGAAAUCAAUAAGGAGGAAGAAGAUCAAAGAAGUUCCACUAAAGGAUCCAACUAGAAAAGGAAUCCAAGUGAUGACUACCAAGGAAUUCUCAAAUAGUUAUGUCAGAGAAUUUCCUCGUAAGGAAAUAGGAAGUAAAGCAAUGGUCAAGUUCUGGCAAAAAUCAGAUGAAAGUGACGUGGAAUCUAGCAUGGAAGAAGAAUCCUCUGAAGCCAAUAUCGUACAGAGAAUCAAACGGGGUUCGAGAUAUCAGAUGACAACUCCAGGGCUCUUUAUCCAAAAACUCGAUCCUGAUUCUGAUAAGGACAAGAAGAGGACUGAAACAGAUCAUUCGAAGUUUGGCCCUAUAUUACAGAAAAAUGAUCCUCAGAGACAGAAUGCUAAAUUCCUGACUCCUCAUUCUGAAUCAAGCCUAUCAGAUUAUGGCAAUACAUUAGGCAUGAGCUUGAAUAAAAGCCCGAAUCCACCUUCUAAGGAGACAUCAAAAUCCCUGAUGAAGAAAUUCCAGAAGAGCGAUGAUGGUGGAAGUUAUAAAAAGCAGAGAAGAAACCAUGACUCUAAAGAGUCAGAUGAAGAGUCUCACUACGGAGUCCAAAGGCGGCUCUUUCUUCGAACUUGUAAGAACCCUAUGAAAAUCUGGAAGACCCAGGGAUUUUUCAAAUCAAUGAAAGACAAGGCUAAGAACAAUAAAAAUGCAAAACCUGGUUGAGAAGGAAUCUCCUCUAAAAAGGAGAAGAAGUUUUAUAUGAACCUUUAUGACUCCAUUUUCCGAGGAAGAUGCCAAAAAUUAGAUGAGCUACUUAAAAAACAAACAAUCAAUCUUGAACGACAAGAUGAAAAAGGCAACACUCCUUUAUCUAUCUGUACCCAGAUCGGUAACUUGGAGAUCCUAAAGAUCUUGAUUAGGCAUGGGGCAAGCAUUAAUCCAACCCCAAAUUUUGAAGGAAAUACUCCAUUACAUUAUUCGUUAACAUACAGGUUCGAAAAGAUAUCAGAGGUGCUGAUAAGUAAUGGGGCUAAUCAAUUAGCAAAGAAUAAUAAGGGCAAUACUCCUUGGGAAGGAAUCUAGCUAUUGCCCUGAAUAGCUAUUCAUUUGUAUCAAUGUAAGUUCA
Moneuplotes crassus is the source of this 5833-nucleotide messenger RNA. The record is from the annotation of a GenBank genome assembly. NCBI's taxonomy places the organism in Eukaryota, Ciliophora, Spirotrichea, Euplotida, Euplotidae.